Messenger RNA from Juglans regia (Persian walnut), 468 nucleotides. RefSeq names its product transcription factor IBH1-like. The transcript has a single exon. Bases 1 to 468 code for a protein of 155 amino acids. Gene Ontology annotation, biological process: regulation of DNA-templated transcription. NCBI's taxonomy places the organism in Eukaryota, Viridiplantae, Streptophyta, Magnoliopsida, Fagales, Juglandaceae. The record is from RefSeq and is a predicted model, not a curated record.
AUGACCCCAAAGGGUGUAUCCCUUAAUCCCAACUCCCGCAAAACUAAGUUUGCUCGUAGAUUUCUCUGUGCCCUCUCGCAAAUGAGAAACCCUAGACCAGUUUCCUCCUCCAACGACGAAGAAGUCCGUAAACGAAGCCACAAAAUCAAGAUCGCGGCUUAUUUGUCGAUGGCGCGCACAGUUGGGUCGAGGAGGGCUUGGAGCCGGGCCCUUCUUUUCAAGCUUCGAACCCGAGCAAGGCGCCACAAUAUGAUGAUCGGGAGGAGGUCUCUUUGCUUGAAGAAGAAAAGGGUCAUUAAGAAUGAUCCCCAAGGGGAGCUAAGCCAAACCAACAAGCUUAGACAUCUUGUACCAGGUGGGAAAACCAUGGAUAUGUGCAGCUUGUUGGAGGAGACAGCCCACUUUGUAACGUGUCUUGCCACCCAGGUUAAGGUCAUGCAGACUAUAGCCGAUCACUUUGAUAAAUGA